AAUUAUCUAUCAAAACAAAAGUCAAACCCCAAUUCUAAGCUCCCAAAUUUUCAGAGCGAACACAAAACUCCCUCAACUUUCACUAUUUUUUCUUCAUCAACAAAAUUUGAUUAUGGAAAUACAGUGGCUUCUGGUAUUUCAUGGACUGACGACACUCCUCAUUGUAAUCUCAUUUCUGUUCGGUCAAUGGCCAAUCUUUCAAGGCACUCCUAUCGAACGCAUCCAUUACUUCCUCACCUUCGGUGGCUACGAUUAUUUCCUUCGGUUUGUUGGUGCGGUUUGUGGAAGUAAAGGGACGAAUUCUGUUCUCUCUAUUGAGCAUUAUUGCUGUGAUCGCCCUAACCCUACUUUACAGAUCAUAUAUGUGGCAAUAAUUGGAUUUACCUAUUACUUCAUUGCAACAUCAUCCUUUAGCUAUAUUCCUGGGUAUUAUAUAAGUGGAGUUCACCGGUACAUAAGCAUAUUGGCCAUCAUUGUUGGUGUUGUACUCUUCCUGCUGACUAGCUUUUCUGAUCCGGGCAUUGUUAAUUCCAAUAAUGUUUCAGCAUAUCUUGCUGCUUAUCCAUAUGAUAAUAUCAUAUUCACAGAGAAAGAGUGUUCGACUUGUGAUUUUCAAAAACCUGCUAGGUCCAAGCAUUGUGGUAUAUGCAAUCGUUGUGUUGCACGCUUUGAUCAUCAUUGUGGGUGGAUGAAUAACUGUAUAGGGGAGAAAAAUACCCGUUACUUCAUGGCUUUUCUUUUAUGGCAUUUCCUUCUUUGUGUAUAUGGAACAAUUGCUCUAGGUUUGAUUCUUGCAGGACGACUGAAAGAAUUAAGGGUUAUAUACAUCCUCACAGUUUACUAUGGCAUUGAAAAUUCUUUUCGUACUUUAGCUCCACAUGUUGUACAGUGGCUCUUGGGCUCAUAUAACACUCAAAUACUUCUUAUGGUGUUUCUUGCCGUAGUUUCUCUCUUGUUGGCUGGAUUUUUUGGAUACCAUGCCAAACUGUGUCUCACAAACACCACAACAAAUGAGACAUUCAAGUGGCAAGAGUACAUUAUUUGGCAAAAGAAGCUAAUUGAAGCAAAGACUAGUGCAGCAGCACUUAAAGCAAGUAUCAGUGGGUUGAGCAGCAAAGCAAAGCGUCCAGAGAGCAAAUGUACAGACAUUUUUCGGAGAUCUCCCCUUGAAGAUUCGGAGGAGGUUGUCAAAAGAAACAUGUAUGACAAGGGAAUCUUUCACAAUCUUGGUGAGAUAAUAUUUCCACUCUCAUCAAGAUCAUCAUUUUUGAUAAAGAAAUCAAAGUCUGGCUGAGAUAGCUUUAGUUAAGUUCUUUUAACAUUGUAUUGUCGGCAACAGAGAUUUCCGUCUCGCUGCCAGGGUUUUGAUUGGGCUAUCUCCUUUCAUCCUCUUUCAGGCUCAUAGUGUUAGGGAAUCAUAGUGCAUAACAUAGCCUAUAAUUGAAGGAAAUGAAAUGUAAAUUGUAUAAAAUUUCAAUAGAACAAUGAAGAAAUUACUCUUGAUUA
Molecule: messenger RNA, 1506 nt
Organism: Mercurialis annua (annual mercury)
Lineage: Eukaryota; Viridiplantae; Streptophyta; Magnoliopsida; Malpighiales; Euphorbiaceae
Product: probable protein S-acyltransferase 17
Exons: 10
Coding region: 113-1294 (393 amino acids)
Biological process (GO): protein targeting to membrane; peptidyl-L-cysteine S-palmitoylation
Cellular component (GO): endoplasmic reticulum; Golgi apparatus
Molecular function (GO): protein-cysteine S-palmitoyltransferase activity
Source: RefSeq, a predicted model, not a curated record